UGCGCAGUACGGAUUGUGAAAGAGCAGCGAACCGCGGCUAACGACAUGCGAUUUACCGAGCGCUGUAAUUCUUCUUGAAUUAGCACAGACCCAAGUAAAGCCUCGACGCACUCCGUCCCUCACCGCGUUACGAGAACUAAACAGAAUAAAUCAGCUUUUCGCGUCCGCAUAAUCUCGCCCGGGUGCUUGUUGGGGUUUCUGUGGCCAACUUGGCUUGCUAGCCGCAAACAAAGAGCAACGUCGAGUCCAGGAGAGAUCAAGUGAGCGCAACGCGUUGUGAUUGUCGCGUGAAAAUGUGUGCGCGGAAGACGCCAGAGCACAAAGAGAAACUUGGUAGGACAGAAGACGACAUCAAGCCACAACGUCACUUACUGAAUGCGCUUUGCAAGUUGGAGCCUCGAGUUGUGUUCCUCGGAGCAGACAUUGGGGAAGGAAAUCUCCAUCCCGAGGAGCAGGAGUCAGAGUCCCUGCAAAUGAGAGAGAUGGAGAUGGAGGUGGAGGAGCAAGAGCCUCCUCGCAUUAAAGAAGAACAGCAGGAGGAUGAGAUCAGCAAGUUCCCAUCGACUGCCGUCAGUGUGAAGAGUGAAGAAGGCGACGGAGAGCAUCGGGGAGGGUCCCACACUUUUGCUCCACUUUCAGAUGGGGAUGACAUCACGCCACACACUUCUGACACCGACGAUAACAAUCACAAACAGUCAAACGGCGACACGGAAUGUCACACUGACAACAAACCGGUGAGAUGUCUUCAGUGUGACAAAACCUUUGUCAAAAAGUCCAACUUGAAAAGACACAUAAGAACACACACUGGGGAAAAACCCUUUGCCUGCUCAGUUUGUGGGAGAAGAUUCACUCAAAGAAGCACUUUAACGAGGCACACAAAAACGCACACCGGGGAAAAACCCGUGGCCUGUUCGGUUUGUGGGAAAAGGUUCACACAACGAUGUGAUUUAACGGUUCACACGAGAACACACACUGGGGAAAAACCUUUUGCCUGUUCAGUUUGUGGGAAAAGAUUCAUUCACAGGGGAGAUUUGUCAAGGCACACAAGAACGCACACUGGAGAAAAACAUUUUUCCUGCUCGGUAUGUGGGAAAAGGUUCAGUAGAAAGGAGUAUUUAAAAGACCACCUCAGAACACACGCUCUUUUGCACGGUGGAUUUCCGAAAGCACACAGUGACGCACUCUGGUGAGAAACCCUUUGCUUGCUCAGAUUGUGGCCAAAGAUUCUCUCGCUGGGGAACGAACGCUGAUGAGAAACCUUUUCUGUGCUCCCUUUCCUGUCAAAAUGUCUCUCACACCAGUGAGACUUUUUGCCUGCUCAGUUGGUGGUCAAAGGUUCUCCCGAGCAGGUUCAUGUCAAGAGACACAAGUAGCCUGAUGAGGAACAAGGUAGUCACGAAGCUUUGAAUGGAAAUGCACACGCUUAACAGGAUGUAUGAUGUGAAUUAUUAAACAAAACUACA
Molecule: messenger RNA, 1463 nt
Organism: Hippocampus zosterae (dwarf seahorse)
Lineage: Eukaryota; Metazoa; Chordata; Actinopteri; Syngnathiformes; Syngnathidae
Product: zinc finger protein 771-like
Exons: 3
Coding region: 294-1190 (298 amino acids)
Biological process (GO): regulation of DNA-templated transcription
Molecular function (GO): RNA polymerase II cis-regulatory region sequence-specific DNA binding; DNA-binding transcription factor activity, RNA polymerase II-specific
Source: RefSeq, a predicted model, not a curated record